Messenger RNA from Aspergillus heteromorphus CBS 117.55, 1242 nucleotides. Its product is annotated as isopenicillin N synthase family dioxygenase. Bases 1 to 1020 code for a protein of 339 amino acids. Lineage: Eukaryota; Fungi; Ascomycota; Eurotiomycetes; Eurotiales; Aspergillaceae. The record is from RefSeq and is a predicted model, not a curated record. The transcript has 2 exons. Gene Ontology annotation, molecular function: dioxygenase activity.
AUGGCCACCAGUUUUGAUGCCCUACCCAUCAUCGACGUCUCGGCCCUCCGCCAUCACUCGCCCUCGGAGCUGCCCGAGCUGAGCCAGCGUCUCCAUGACGUCUUCACCACCACCGGGUUCGCCUAUCUGGCCAACCCCCCGUUGAGCUUUUCCCACGACGAGGUCUUCAGCAUGGCCCGCGAGUUCUUCUCUCUGCCCCCAGAGCGCAAGAUGGCCCUGGCCAAGAGCUCCUUCCGGGCGGAAAACCACAACGUCUACCGAGGAUACUUCCCCACGCAGCCGAUGCAGGACACCGACAACCUCAAGGAAGGCUUCGAAAUAGGCCCCCCGACCGCACCACUCACGCCUGCCACCCCCUCGAAGAUCCUCCUCUCCGAGCCCAACGUCUGGCCCGCCGGGGACUUCCAGUCGCGACGUCGCCUGGAGCAACUGUACGCUGAGCUCCAGACUCUAGCGUCUCAGCUCCUCUCCCUCCUGGCAUUGUCACUGGGAAAGCCGGCAGGCUUUUUUGACGACUACCUGGUCGACUCCCUGAGCACCCUGCGUCUUCUCCACUACCCCGUGGUAUCACCCGCCCCCCGGGACGACUCGGAUUCGGGACUGGGGUCGAGCCCAGAUGUCCCCUCGGACGUCCGGCUGAGCUGCACCCCCCACACUGACAGCGGCAUCCUGACCCUCCUGCAUCAAGACCCGACGGGGGGCCUGGAGGUCCGCAACGCCGCGGGACGCUGGAUUCCCGCCCCGUAUAUCCCGGGAUCCUUGGUGGUGAACAUCGGCGACCUGAUGGCCACAGUCUCGGGGGGUCGGUUCGUGGCCACUAUGCAUCGCGUGCGCGCCCCGGCAGGACCCCGCGAUGGGAUCCCAAGGCGCCUCGGUCGGAUCAGCGUGCCCUUCUUCUUCGAGCCCGGGGAGGCGUGCGUGGUGUCGCCCGUCGACGGGGAGGGUGAGGCGGUGGUGUACGGGGACCAUGUGCGGUCAAAGAUGCAGACGUGGGUGGAGUAUCAGGAUCUGGAGGGUUGACGGCACGGACCAUUCUUACUGGCAUAGAGAGGGAGAAAGUCAAAGGUUGCCUGCGGUAGGAGCUCGGGAACUGCAUUUUCACGUGCGCUGCAAACAGGUAGUGGGUAAUUAUACCGUUAAUGAGGGAUAGAUGGCUUUCAAACGGUGAUGUUGACACACGCUUGGUUAUACACGGAUGGGCUGACAAAUGUAAUAUUCGGUUGGUUGUCAUAUCCCAGAAUU